Nothoprocta perdicaria is the source of this 2566-nucleotide messenger RNA. It is a transcript of the gene XK, whose product is annotated as X-linked Kx blood group. NCBI's taxonomy places the organism in Eukaryota, Metazoa, Chordata, Aves, Tinamiformes, Tinamidae. The transcript is spliced from 3 exons. Bases 1 to 1329 code for a protein of 442 amino acids. The record is from RefSeq and is a predicted model, not a curated record. Gene Ontology annotation, cellular component: membrane.
AUGAAAUUCCCGGGCUCGGUGCUCGUCUCGCUCGCCCUCUUCGUGGCCGAGACGGCGGCGGCGCUGCGGCUGAGCGGCGCCUACGGCGCGGCCGGGGACCGCAUGUGGCAGACGCUGACGCUGCUCUUCGCGCUGCUGCCCUGCGCGCUCGUGCAGCUCAGCCUCGUCUUCAUCCACCGCGACGUGAGCCGCGACAAGCCGCUCGUGCUGCUGCUGCACCUGCUGCAGCUCGGCCCGCUCGUCAGGUGUGUGGAAGUCCUUUACAUUUACUUCCGUGCGGGCAGAGUUGAAGAGCCCUAUGUGAGCAUCACGAAGAAGAGGCAGAUGCCGAAGGACGGGCACUCGGAGGAAGUGGAGAAGGAAGUGGGCCAGGCCGAGGGCAAGCUGUGCACGCACCGCUCCGCGUUCAGCCGCGCCUCCGUGAUCCAGGCCUUCCUCGGCUCCGCGCCCCAGCUCACGCUGCAGCUCUACAUCUGCGUCCUGCAGCAGGACAUCACAGCUGCCAGAAGUAUUUUUAUGGUCCUUUCUCUCCUGUCAAUUGUCUAUGGCGCCUUACGCUGCAACAUCCUGGCUAUUAAGAUCAAGUAUGAUGAUUACGAUGUGAAUGUGAAACCAACUGCCUACCUCUGCAUAUUCCUGUGGAGAAGCUUCGAGAUUGCUACCCGCGUGACAGUUCUGGUCCUUUUCAGUUCAGUCCUUCAAAUCUGGAUUCUCCCUGUUGUGCUGGUGAAUUUAUUUGUCUUUUUCUUUUAUCCCUGGGUUCUCUUCUGCCAAAGCAAGUCCCCGUUUCCUGAGAACAUAGAGAAGGCCUUGAGCAGGGUUGGCACCACCAUCGCCUUGUGCCUCCUCACCCUCCUGUACGCUGGCAUUAACAUGUUCUGCUGGUCGGCGGUGCAGCUGAAGCUCAACGACCCCGACUUAAUUAGUAAAUCCCAAAACUGGUACCGCCUGACGGUCUAUUACAUGCUGCGGUUCAUCGAGAACGCCUUCCUCCUGCUGAUGUGGUACGUCUACAGAACCGACACCUACCUGUACGUGUGUGCCCCGCUGCUGGUCUUGCAGCUCCUCCUGGGCUACUGCAUGGCUGUCUUCUUCAUGCUGGUGUUCUACCAGUUCUGCCACCCGUGCAAGAAGCUCUUCUCAUCCAGCGUUUCUGAAGGUCUGCUGUCCUGUUGCAAGUUCCUCUGCUUCCUUUGCAAGCCUCCCAAAUCCAGUAAACUGGUGGACAAAGCAGAUUCAAAAUCACCUGCCAGUACUGAUGAAGCCUGGAGCAAGACAACAAAUUCUCAAAACAGGAAUCCCCAUCGGAGUGUUUCUUCCAAUGCCUAGUACAACUGGGAGCAGCAGGUGCUUUUGGAAGGUGCCACCCCACCUGCUGGGAAAGUUACAUGUCUGGGACAUUGUGUCUUGUGGAUGAGGUGUUUUUCUUGCAGGUUUAACACUACAUGAAGAGUGACAAGCCUUCCUUUGGGGGAAACCUAAGUGUCUGUGUAUGGACACAGAGAGCAACUGGUAUUUGUAUAAUUCUAUCUCAGAGGUCUUUUGCACAUGGGUGUGUUAUCAUUUCUUCAUCUUGAAACCAUUAUAGGUGAUAUCCUCCAAGCUGGCCUCACGCUGAUCUUACUCAGGAAAUCUGAAGAGGAUUUUAUUUCAUUAUGGCAUGCCACCCUAGCAUGGAAACAGCCUAAUCCUUGACUAUAUACUGACUGUAGCUGUGGUCUGCUUUGAUCAAAUUGCAGACUUUUUUACACUCUAGUAAGUGUAAUAAGACAAUACUUGUCUUUUUUGACUUAAGAAUAGGUAUUCUGCAAUUCACUGUAGCCUAGGUUGCCAAGAAAUGACCAACUAGGCACCACUGAUACUGAAAUGUGACUGCUACUGAGAAGAGCCAGAGGGGUUAUUGGCUUAUGCACUCUUUUACUGUUGCUAUUUGCUGCUUGUUAGUAAGGGAAUUAAAUCUGAGACAGUAAUUGCAAAGUUCUGGAAAAGCUCAAUGUCCUGAUAUUCUCAUAUCAGUAACUUCCUUUUUGAUGUUCUGGUUUAGGGGUGGGAUUCACAUAAUAGAAUUUGAAACGUCUAGGAGCUGGGCAAACAGUGUGAGCUAGCAAUGUGGCUGCCCUCACACACCUCCAGGGAAGGAUUGAGCCCAUCCUAAGGUGAUGUGCUAGGCAGGCAAUUUAAAUAGUACCCUGGAGAGCUCUCACUGUAUUGACUGGAUGUCCCUUAGCUUAGCUUACAGUUAAGAGAAAAGUACCACUCAGAGUGUCAGUGCAGCAAGCAGGAUGCUCAGAGACUUGUCAUGUGGAGACAGAGGCUCUCGAGUCCUUUUCGAGCCUGUGUUGUAUUACGUUAGUUUGAUGUCAAUAACUUAAAACACUCUGGUUUCUUUACCUCAGAAGUACUGAAGACCUGAAAUCUUCUAAAAGGGGAACCAGAAUACACCGACUUUUUUCUGUGCACUGUGUUACCACAAUUAAUAGUCAUUUCUGUACUUUGCAAGUUGCUGAUAAAGUUUGGACGGAUGGACAGUCAAGAAGUGCUAUGUAGUGGAAAUACACACAAGCAA